AUGCAAUCGUUACAAUUACUGGGCGUUGGAGCAACAUUGCUCUGGAGCUGGGGAGCGCUGGUAGAUGGAGCUACGGAAUGUCCUACAAAACCCUAUCGUGUGGUGUGCUACUUGGCAAGCUGGUCCAACUAUCGCGAAGGCAGUGGAUCAUUCAACAUCUCGUACAUCGUUCCGGAUCACUGUACGCAUUUGGUGUACACGUUUGCGGGGUUAAACAUUGGUGGUGGAAUCGAUUCGCUUGAUUACUACAACGAUGUGAACGUAAAUAAGGGCUAUGCGAAGGUUGUAGCCUUGAAGGAGGAGAAUCCAUGUCUGAAGGUACUGCUUGCGAUCGGUGGGUGGAACGAGGGUUCGGAAAAGUAUUCGCUGAUGGCCGAACGUGAGUCAAGCCGGGAAGCAUUUGCUGACCAAACGCUGCGCUACUUGGUGCACUAUGGAUUCGAUGGACUCGACCUUGACUGGGAGUAUCCUACUAUGCGUGGUGGACUUCCCGAGGAUCGAGAAAACUUCGUCCUGCUUAUACAAACGCUCCGGAAUAGGUUUGCCCCACGCAAGAAGCUGCUGACUGCGGCCAUAAGUGCCUCGAAGCAAAUUCUACAGGCCGGAUAUGAUCUACCAAAGUUGUGUGAAGGGCUCGACUUCAUCAACCUAAUGACUUAUGACUAUUCGAGCGACGUUAAGGCUACAUUGGAUGCUCCACUCUAUGGCGAUUCAUCAACUGGAGAGACGAUUGACACAACGAUCACUUACAUCACCAAAAGUGGCUGUCCGAUGGAAAAGUUCUCGCUCGGCAUUACAACCCACGCCAAAACGUACACCGUAGUGCCGGCUCGUCUGAUGGCACCGGGAAUUAAAGCUGUUGGGCCUGGCGCACCGGGACCCUACACGCGCAGUGCCGGCUCGUUGGGCUACAACGAGGUGUGUGAGAUGGUGAAGCCGAACCGUACCGCACCCACCGAGUGGGUUGUCAAAUCGAUGGCCCAGAAUGCGGUAAAGUACGCGUACCGGGACGAUCAGUGGAUAACGUACGAUAGUAUUGAAACGAUCGGUACGAAGGUAAAGUACGCGAUGGACAAAAAGCUCGGUGGUAUCAUGUUUUGGACGAUCGAUACGGACGAUUUUCAGGGCGACUGCCAUAACGAGGCGUAUCCGCUGUUGCAAACCGCCCUGAGGGUGUUGGGAUACGCGACGAAAUGA
Messenger RNA from Anopheles maculipalpis, 1197 nucleotides. RefSeq names its product probable chitinase 2. Gene Ontology annotation, cellular component: extracellular region. The coding region runs from base 1 to 1197 and encodes 398 amino acids. Lineage: Eukaryota; Metazoa; Arthropoda; Insecta; Diptera; Culicidae. The record is from RefSeq and is a predicted model, not a curated record. The transcript has 6 exons. Gene Ontology annotation, biological process: chitin catabolic process; carbohydrate metabolic process. Gene Ontology annotation, molecular function: chitinase activity; chitin binding.